This is a messenger RNA of Nymphalis io (European peacock), 3609 nucleotides long. RefSeq lists its product as uncharacterized. The record is from RefSeq and is a predicted model, not a curated record. Gene Ontology annotation, molecular function: glutamate-gated receptor activity. Gene Ontology annotation, cellular component: membrane. Bases 1 to 3609 code for a protein of 1202 amino acids. The transcript is spliced from 18 exons. Lineage: Eukaryota; Metazoa; Arthropoda; Insecta; Lepidoptera; Nymphalidae.
AUGUUAUUAAUACCAGAAAUUUCUUGUCACAUUCAGAUAUUGUUACAAACAAUUGUAACUAACUAUUUAAAUUCAUCCAUUUGUAUAACAGUUGUUUCGGAAAAUACUCUGAUUUUUAAUUUACCUAAGAGUUUUAUAUAUCUCUAUGCGAAUAAUACCAAUGAUCUUGCUAAUCUUAUGCUCAACGCUUCAGAGAUGGGUUGUUCCGAUUAUAUUGUGCAAAUAAAUGAACCGGAAAUAUUUAUGACUGCAUUCGAAAAAGUUGUUCAUAUGGGAAACGUUCGUAGAAGUGAUAGAAAAGUAAUUAUGCUGCCUGCACAGAAUAAGACCAUCGCCAGCAAUUACAGCAACGAAAAUUUUAUAAAUGUACUGACACUGAAAGAAGUUCGUUUCCUGGCGAAUAUUUUAUUAAUUGUUCCAUCAGAUUCAAUCAGUCAAUGUGAUACUUAUGAUUUAAUCACACAUAAAUUUGUUGGACCAGAUGAAAACAAUAAACCUGUCUAUUUAGAUAAAUGGAAUUCAUGUACAUCUGAGUUUGAAAAUUUUUCUAAUCUGUUUCCACAUAAUAUGUCUAAUUUAUAUGGCAAAAUAGUUAAAGUUGCUGGAUUUACAUAUACACCCUAUGUUUUACUAGAUCUAGAUACUAAUAUGACACCACUAGGCCGUGAUGGUAUAGAAGUGAGAAUCGUUGAUGAAUUCUGCAGGUGGAUUAAUUGCACCGUUGAAAUAGUGAGAGAUGACGAACAUGAAUGGGGAGAAAUUUAUGAUAAUCUUACUGGUGUUGGUGUUAUUGGAAAUGUUUUCGAAGAUAGGGCCGACCUUGGUAUAACUGCACUGUACUCUUGGUUUGAAGAAUUUGUUGUAAUGGACUUUUCGGCGCCAUUUUUAAGAACCGGCAUAACAUGUAUUGCACCUUCACCGAGGUUAUUAGCAAGUUGGGAAAUGCCUUUAUUACCUUUUAGUCUGUAUAUGUGGAUUGGAUUGUUUUUUACAUUCAUAUAUGCAUCGUUGGCCUUAAUAGUAGCGAAAGGAUUUGUUACAGAUAAUGUUUUUUUGACAACAUUUGGGAUUAUGGUCACGCAGUCACAGCCUGAGUCUGGAUUCUCUUCUUGGCGAAUACGCAGUGUGGUCGGAUGGAUGAUGAUGACAGGUUUAGUUUUGGAUAAUGCUUACGGAGGUGGUCUAGCGUCUACUUUCACCGUUCCUAAAUAUGAACCGACAAUUGACACAAUACAAGAUAUAGUCGACAGACAAUUGACAUGGGGCGCUACGCAUGACGCUUGGAUAUUUUCCCUAAUACUUUCACAUGAGCCUUUGAUAAGGAACUUAUUGAGUCUAUUUCGUACGUAUCCUGCGGAAGAAUUAAAUCGUAGAAGUUUUACAAGGAAUAUGGCUUUCAGUAUUGAAAAAUUGCCAGCAGAGAACUUUGCUAUCGGUAGUUAUAUAACGAAAGAUGCGUUAUUGGAUUUAACAAUAAUGGUUGAAGAAUUUUAUGCUGAACAGUGUGUUGUGAUGAUGCGUAAAAGUUCUAUGUAUACAAAUAAGUUAAGCGAUCUCAUAGGACGCCUUCACGAAUCAGGGCUGCUGUUGGCUUGGGAGACUCAGAUAGCCUUGCGGUACUUAGAUUAUAAAGUACAACUUGAAGUGAAGCUUUCUCGUUCAAAAAGAGACGUUGAAAACAUAGAGCCAUUAGCGUUAAGACACGUUGAGGGAAUUUUCAUAAUUUAUGCGAUUGGAAUAACAUUGUCAUUCUUCACUUUCGCAAUGGAAAUGUUUAUCCACAAAAAAAAAACUAAAACACUUUCUCUGGGAUAUUUGAAAAUGUUAACACUGUUGCCAGAGUCUAUUUGGCCCCUAAAACUAUUGUUACAAGUCGUAAUUAGUAACUAUUUACAUUCAUCUUAUUGUAUAACUGUCAUAUCAGAAGAGUACCUUGACAUAAAAUUACCAAAUCAUUUCAUGUAUAUUUCUGCGAAAAGCUUUGAGAAAUUUGCCAACCUUAUGCUGAACGCAUCAGAGAUGGGUUGUUCUGAUUACAUCGUGCAAAUGAGUGAACCAGAAAUAUUUAUGAAUGUUUUUGAAAAAGUUGUGCAUAUGGGAAACGUCAGAAGAAGUGAUAGAAAAAUUAUUAUAUUGCCUACACAAAAUGCCGAUAGUCAUAGUAAACAGAAAUUACUAAGCAUAUUGUCCAUGAAAGAAGUUAGUUUCGUGGCAAAUUUAUUAAUUAUAAUACAUUCAGAUGUGUUGUAUGAUUGCGAAACUUAUGAUUUAAUUACACAUAAAUUUGUUGGAACCGCUGAACACAAUACACCUAUUUAUUUAGAUAAAUGGAACUCUUGCACAAGAAAGUUUGAAAAAAAUGGAAAUUUAUUUCCACAUGAUAUGUCUAAUUUAUAUGGGAAAACGGUUAGGGCAGCUGGAUUUACUUAUAAGCCCUAUAUUUUAUUAGAUUUGGACCCUACUAUAGAACCAGAGGGGCGUGAUGGCAUGGACGUGAGGAUUAUCAAUGAAUUUUGCAGGUGGAUCAACUGUACUAUAGAAUUAGUGCGAAAUGAUGAACAUCAGUGGGGAGAAAUCUAUGAUAAUCUUACUGGUGUCGGAGUUUUAGGAAAUGUUGUCGAAGAUAAGGCGGAUCUUGGUAUAACGGCUUUAUAUUCUUGGUAUGAUGAAUUCGUAGUAAUGGAUUUUUCAGCACCUUAUAUAAGAACUGGUGUAACGUGUAUAGCCCCUUCACCUAGGUUAUUACCGAGUUGGAAGUUGCCGUUACUACCAUUUACUCUUUAUAUGUGGAUUGCGUUAUUUUUUACAUUUAUUUCUGCGUCCUUAGCUCUAAUCGUCGUAAAAAGAUUUGAAAUGGAUAACGUUUUUUUGAUUACCUUCGGAAUUAUGAUAACUCAGUCACAGCCUGAAUCGGGAUUCCCUACAUGGCGUAUACGCAGCGUCAUUGGAUGGAUGAUGAUAGCAGGCUUAGUUUUGGAUAAUGCUUAUGGGGGAGGCUUAGCAUCCACCUUCACUGUUCCCAAGUAUGAACCAACGGUUGACACGAUACAAGAUAUUGUUGAUAGAAAUCUUAUAUGGGGCGCUACUCAUGACGCUUGGACGUUCUCUCUUAUACUAUCACAGGAGCCUACAAUUAAGAAGUUAGUAAGUUUAUAUCACACAUACUCCGCCGAAGAAUUGAAACGCAAAAGUUUUAAUAGAAAUAUUGCAUUCGGAAUUGAAAAAUUACCUGCUGGAACUUUCGCAAUCGGAGAGUAUAUAACCAAAGUAGCAUCGUUGGAUUACACAAUAAUGCUGGAAGAGUUUUAUUUUGAACAAUGUAUUAUGAUGAUGCGUAAAAGUUCAGUGUAUACCAAUAAAUUAAGUGAUCUUAUAGGACGCCUUCAUGAAUCAGGACUUUUGUUAGCUUGGGAGAAUCAGAUAGCCUUACAGUAUUUGGAUUACAAAGUUCAACUUGCAGUUAAACUUUCGCGUUCCAAAAAAGAUAUCGAAACUGUUGAGCCACUUGCCUUGAGACAUGUUGAGGGAAUUUUCAUCAUUUACGCAGUUGGUGUAGCCAUAUCUAUCCUCGCUUUGUUCAUAGAAGUUCUUGUACAUAGAAAGAAAUAA